UUCCAUAAAUAUAUUUGUGGAAAAGCGUUUGCAAAAUUUGUCACUGAAGCGACGUCGUUUUGGUCUCGCUCACAGUCCUCAUUACUCUCAAGCCCCCAAUCGUCGUCCCCAGUUUUGAGAGUAGAGAGCAGAGAGAGAGAGAGAUGAGUGCAACAGCAUCGUAUCUAGCGAGAAGAGCAGCGCAGAAAGAGAGGGUUCGGAUCCUCUACAGGCGUGCCCUCAAAGACACUCUCAAUUGGGCCGUUCAUCGCCAUCUCUUCUAUCAAGAUGCUUCAGACCUCCGCGAGAAGUUCGAUGCCAACAAGCACGUGGAGGAUCUUGACACAAUUGAUAGAAUGAUUGCUGAUGGUGAAGCAAGAUAUGAUAAGUGGCGGCACCCUGAUCCUUAUAUUGUUCCUUGGGCUCCUGGUGGUUCCAAGUUUACAAGAAACCCAACGCCGCCUGCUGGGAUUGAGAUAAUAUAUGACUAUGGCCGAGAAGAUAACAGCUAAAGUGGCACAUUAUUCCAUUGCAAUAAAGAUCGGGGACGAUCUAUGGCUAUCCAUGAUUAUGGUCUAGAAAUGGUCAUGAAGAAAAGAAUUGUCUUGUUUGUAUUGUCCAAGUGAAGGUGAAUGGUACCUUUGAACAUUCUGAGAAGGCUCUGUUAAUUGCAGUGUAUUUGGUAUACUGUUGAGAUGGAUAAUUUGACUAAAAUGAACUGCUUGCAUGACAUGAAUAGUAGGUUUUAUCAUGAACCCUUUAAUUUGCUA
Molecule: messenger RNA, 749 nt
Organism: Vitis vinifera (wine grape)
Lineage: Eukaryota; Viridiplantae; Streptophyta; Magnoliopsida; Vitales; Vitaceae
Product: NADH dehydrogenase [ubiquinone] 1 beta subcomplex subunit 9
Exons: 6
Coding region: 144-491 (115 amino acids)
Biological process (GO): mitochondrial electron transport, NADH to ubiquinone
Source: RefSeq, a predicted model, not a curated record